Molecule: messenger RNA, 1320 nt
Organism: Pecten maximus
Lineage: Eukaryota; Metazoa; Mollusca; Bivalvia; Pectinida; Pectinidae
Exons: 7
Coding region: 441-1265 (274 amino acids)
Molecular function (GO): S-adenosylmethionine-dependent methyltransferase activity
Source: RefSeq, a predicted model, not a curated record
AACAUUAAAUGAUUUUGCUUAGCGAGAUGAUAUAUAGCGGUCACCAUAGGAACUGGUACAUUGUAUACGAUCACGGUAAGACGAUAUAUUACGGUCGCCAUAGGAACAUGUGCAUUGUGUACGUUAAUGAUGAGACUAUAUAUUACUGUCGUCAUAGGAACAUGUGCAUUGUGUACGUUAAUGAUGAGACUAUAUAUUACUGUCGUCAUAGGAACAUGUGCAUUGUGUACGUUAAUGAUGAGACUAUAUAUUACUGUCGUCAUAGGAACAUGUGCAUUGUGUACGUUAAUGAUGAGACUAUAUAUUACUGUCGUCAUAGGAACAUGUGCAUUGUGUAAAAUAAUGGAAAAACGACAUAUUACAAUGUAAGUUAGAUAACAAUUAUAACUAGGUCAGCAAGAAGCUCACCAGACUAGAAAAGAGGACAAAAGCGUAUCAUCAUGUCUACCGACACGAGACUACACGCACUUGUCAGGGAUGGCUUCACUGAUGGUGCCAGGUACGACAAGCAUCGACCUACUUACACUGAUGAGUCGAUUACAUGGGUCCUCCGUAAGCUUUCUACAAACUUCGAGGGUCUACAUGAAGAUGACUUGAGUUCUUCAGAAUGUGAUAUAUUGGAACUAGGAGCUGGAACCGGUUUGUUCACAAAGUCCCUGUCUAAAAUGAUUCCUGAGGGGAGGAAAUUUAUAUCUUCCGAACCGAUGCCAGACUUCUUCAGUACAUUAAAGAGAAAUUGCUUAACCGUCGAAACUAAACAAUUUCCCGCCGAAUCAAUUCCUCUCCCAGAUAACUCCGUUCAGGGGAUUGUGGCCGCCCAGUCGUUUCAUUGGUUUGCCAAUGAAAAAGCAUUAUCAGAAAUGCUAAGAGUGUUAAAACCACGUGGAAAUAUUGUGCUGAUAUGGAAUAUAGAAGACAGGCGGACGGAUUGGGUUAAGGCUCUACGUGAAGUAUACAACAGGAGAGAGUUAAUACCGGAAACAGUUAGUUACUACACCUUCAAAUGGAAGGAGGUUCUCAACAAUGAUGGAGGCAUUGCGCACCAGGAAAGUAAAACGCUGGAUUAUCCUUCACAAGGAUAUACUGCUGACGGUAUAGUUGAAAUGUACUCAACUUUGUCUGGUAUAACCCAGAUGUCACCAGAUGACAAACAGUGUAUCCUGGCGGAACUGAGGGAUUUACUUAGAACUCAUCCGGAUACGGCUGGGAAGGAGACACUUUAUCUUCCCCGUUACACAGAUCUGGAACAUUAUAUAAAACUUUGAUUGAUAUAUCACUUUGCUUCAUUGUUGUCGGCUUCAUUAAACAGCUGAAAGAGUG